Molecule: messenger RNA, 3224 nt
Organism: Cyprinodon tularosa
Lineage: Eukaryota; Metazoa; Chordata; Actinopteri; Cyprinodontiformes; Cyprinodontidae
Gene: tmc5
Product: transmembrane channel like 5
Exons: 21
Coding region: 235-3120 (961 amino acids)
Cellular component (GO): plasma membrane
Molecular function (GO): mechanosensitive monoatomic ion channel activity
Source: RefSeq, a predicted model, not a curated record
CAGUCAACACUUCCUGAUAGACAGAGAGUAUGUUAUCUCUCUAACUCAGUGUCCUCCAGCUCAGCUCACAGGUGUUCAUCACAUUCAUCCUGCAUGGACUGCAACUGUACCAACUUCCUGUCAGAGACAUUUUUUAUACUGACUCCACUGGAUCACUAAAGGACAUUAUCAAGUCUUGACUAAAAGACUCCCGUUUUGGAAGAUUGGAAGGCUCUGCUUUUUGUGGAUCUAGUGAUGAAUUACGGUCACGGCGGGGUUUUUAACCCAGCCUAUCACGACAGUGAGACGCUGGAAAUUGACAGAAGAUUUUCCAGAAAACCACCGCAUGCCAAUCCUUAUGCAGGAGAUGACCCAAAUGGUGCUGAAUGGAGAGCACCCAGAGAAGGAUGGGGUGGGAGAGUAAACAUCCCUAUGGGGCCCAUGUCCACACACACAGGAAGUCCUUCAUGGCAGCAUGACCUCAGUCACAGCACAUUUCAGAUUGAUCAAGACCGUAUGUACGAUCGAUUACCACCUGUUCGCCCUUAUUCCUCAGCUGCAGGCAAUAUGACAAUGAGAUGGAGAGGAUUAACGAUGAGACGAAUGAGUGUGUUUCCUAAUAGUGAUCCGGCUCAUGCAGCUUUCACAGAAGAUGCCAUCAUGAGCGAGAUGGAAAAUGAGGAACAAGACCUUGUAAAGGAGCUUGUUGCUUUGUCAAUAACGGAACAAAUCAAGAAGAUCCGUGAGCUACCAAGGAGCUUUGAAGAGAAGAAACAUAUUAGGAGACAGGUAAGAGCACUGAAGUCUUCAGAACGGUCUCGCCAGUUCACCUGUUUGUCAAAUUGCUCUAAAAAUAUGUCACUGUCGAUGCGAAGAUUUGGUUACAGUGUAAAAUCAGCAAAGCAGACCCUGGAGCUUUGGCACAGCACCAUGAAGGAGAUUGGGGGCAAAUUUGGCUCCAGUGUCCUCAACUAUUUUGUGCUCCUGAAGUGGCUCCUCAUGUUCAACAUUUUCUCCUUCCUGAUCAACUUUGGCUUCAUUACCAUCCCACUCCUUAUCUAUGACCAUUCACCAAACACACCUGCAAACAUGACCUUCAGAGGACUAGAGUUACUGACUGGAGCUGGGUAUUUCAACUAUACUAUCAUGUACUACGGCAGCUACAGCAAUGAAACAGUUGAUGGCCUGGUAAAUUACGACAUGAAGCUGGCCUAUUUCUUCACCAUCUCAGUCUAUAUGGUGCUUUGUGGAAUCGUGCUCAUUUUCAGCAUGGCAAGCUCAUUUAAGAAAAACUAUGCCAUGGCAGACCCAUCAUCAAACAGUGCAUGGCAGCUUUUACACAGCUGGGAUUUUAGCAUUACCAAUGAGAAUGCAGUAAACCAGCGUAAGAACAACAUACGAAUCCAGCUAAAGGAGUCUUUAGCGGAAAAGGCACACAUAGAGCAAAAAACGCUUCCUGAAAAACUGCAGCAAUAUGGGAUUUAUCUUGGCUCCUGGCUUCUCUCAACGGGUUUAGCUGUUGCCUGUGGAGUUAGCAUCUUCUACCUCUGCAAAUAUGAAGAUAAGCAGACGGUAGACACUGAAAGGUGGUCUCUACAACAGGAAGCUGAGACCCUCCUGGUUCCCUUUGUGGUGUCUUUGAUGAAUAUGGUUGUUCCACUCCUAUUCUCCCUCUUCAACAAGUUUGAACACUACUCCAGCCAGAGCAAACAGAUCUAUGCCUUGUUAUUCAGAAAUGUCUUACUGAGGAUCUCCAUUUUGGGAGUUUUGUGUUACCACUGGAUGAAUGUGGUUCCUCUGAAAUUUACAUGCUGGGAACCAAUGGUCGGACAAGCUUUGUACCGUUUGGUCAUCGUUGAUUUCAUUUUUCUGAUGUUGGGAUCCUUCUUUGGAGAGUUUCUCAGCAAUGUUAUUGGGACCAAAAUACAACCGCGACUGGGUGUACCAGAGUUUGACGUAGCCAGAAAUAUUUUGGAGAUCAUAUACGCCCAGACUUUAGCCUGGAUUGGAAUCUACUUCUCUCCUCUGCUACCUGUCAUCCAGAUUCUGAAAUUCUUCAUCUUGUUUUUCAUUAAAAAGGUCAGUUUGACCCAGAACUGCCAGCCUCCACGGCGAUCAGGCAGAGCAGCUCAAAUGAAAACCAUUAUCAUAUUUCUCCUCUUCUUCCCUUUCUUCGUGGGUGCCCUGUCAAUUGUUGCGUACACUUCCUGGAGUCUGACUCCCUCGGAGGGGUGCGGCCCUUUUCGGGGACUCAACAGAACGUUUGGUGUGAUUGAAGGGUGGAUAGAUGAUGUAGACAAAAACUUUCCUGGCUCUAAGUGGGCUGUAUGGAUCUAUGACAAUGUCAUCAAGAGUGAACUGUUCUUCUUUCUUAUCACACUCAUUAUCCUUGUCAUCAUAUACAUCUUCUGGCAGCUCGCUGAGGGCCGCAAGGAGCUCAUCAUUCUUCUCAGAGAGCAGAUUGUUAACGAGGGGCAAGAUAAGUCCUUCCUGUUAGACAGGCUUCAAAACCUGCAGAGAUCUGGUCCUAAAGUGAAUAACCAACCGAAAAAACAGAAAACUCGGACCAAACCAGGUUCAGCUUUCUCUGGAAGUCCGUCCAACUCAAACGCAGUGGUUCAGGUUCUACUUGCUCGCCAGCAGGUGGAAGAACAGGAAAGACGCAGUGUCAGGGGGUCGUCAGUUCCAUUAGACAUAUCUACCACUGAUGCUAUGACACAAGCCAUUCUAGCACGUCAGAAAGCCGAAAGAGAGGAUGAAAAUGUUUAUAACAUUGCUGACGAAAACCCUCCUUCCCUCAAUGCAGUCACACAGAGCUUGGCAGCCAGACAGAGGGCCGAAGAGAAUGACCAAUACUGGAGCACGACUAACCUUAAUCAAAGUAACCCAGUUAAUAGACUCAGUAUGCGAGCAGGGCAAAGAGCUGAAGGGGGCAGGGGAGAGGAUUCAUAUGAUAGUCCAUCCUCAGCAUCAAAUGUAAUGGCACAAGUCAUGCAAGCCAGGCAGAGAGCAGAGGAAGAGGAAAGGAAUCAGUGGACCGGUGCCCCUGGGCAAAACCCCGCUCCUUCUGGCUCCAGCGCUCUCAUCCAGGCCAUGUUGGCCCGGCAGCAGGUGCAGGACGAAUAUGAUGAUGGUUACUGAACAAGAGCCUCAGACUCUAUCCUCAACACAAUGUUGGAAUAUAUUUUUGUGGUAAAAUCAAAUAUAGUGUUAUAUAUCUAACCGAAAUUUAAAAAAUUUGAUAC